GGUGUUUGUUAACUCUCACUUACUGUUUGUAGUAGUAAAGUAGUAUAAUGAAACUAGAAAAAAAAUUCGUGUAUAGUACUUACCCUGAAAUUCAUGGCAAGAAGUGGAAGCAAAAUGCGAAUGGUCAAUGCGAAACAAAUACUAUACUAUAUAUAUUCCCUUGUGUCCAGCAAGUAACAUGAUUAUCAAACAGGGUUACAAUGAACCAUUUCUUGAGAUUGCCGGAGGGCUGCCUAUCGGCAAUCCUUUCCUUGACGACUCCAGCAGAUGCAGCAAGAUCAUCAGCUGUAUCGAAGGGAUUCAAGUCAGCUACUGAAUCAGAUGUUGUUUGGGAGAGAUUUCUUCAUCAAGAUUUAGUAAUCCCCAGGUCAACGUCUCUUCCCAUUUGCGCCACAAAGAAGGAGCUUUUCGUUACUCUCUUAUGUCACUCACAUAUCCUCCUCGAUGGAGGCAAAUUGAGUCUUUUACUUGAUAGGUGGAGUGGAAAGAAAUGUUUCAUGGUGGCAUCAAGGGAACUUAGCAUUGCAUUUGUUGACAACCCACGUCAUUGGGAAUGGACUACUCAUCCGGACUCCAGAUUCUCGGAAGUGGCAAUUCUUAAAUGUACACAUUGGUUGGAUAUUCGAGGGAAGAUAGAAACUCAAAUGCUGUCUCCAGGGACAAACUACGCAGCGUAUCUUGUAUUCAAGCUACUGAAUGACACAUAUGGUAUUAAAACGUUGAAUGCAAUGAUCAGAAUUGUGAAUCAUGAGAAUGAAAAUGAAGCUGCAAAACGAGCUACAAAAGUGUACAUGCCAAGUAUGUCAAGAUUCUUUAUUAAAAAUAAAACGGACCCACUGUAUGAAAAGUAUGCAAAGAAAAGAGGCAAUGGAUGGAUGGAAGUACAAUUGGGAGAGUUUUAUAACAAGGAAGGUGAUGAUGAAGAAGUAGAAGCGCGAUGUAUGGAGAUUGAGCGCCUGCAUGACAAAAGCGGCCUUAUUGUUGAAGGAAUUGAGUUUCGCCCCCAAUGAUGAAUCUAAAUAUAACUCUUGUUUUAAUUUCUUUUUGUAGCUUGAUUGUUUGUUGCAUGUACCAAAUUGAAUGUGAAUCAUUGAAAACAUCUCCUUUCUGCUGUAA
Lycium ferocissimum is the source of this 1116-nucleotide messenger RNA. Its product is annotated as putative F-box protein PP2-B12. The record is from RefSeq and is a predicted model, not a curated record. The transcript is spliced from 3 exons. Bases 201 to 1010 code for a protein of 269 amino acids. Gene Ontology annotation, molecular function: protein binding. Lineage: Eukaryota; Viridiplantae; Streptophyta; Magnoliopsida; Solanales; Solanaceae.